CGGCGGUGCUCCCGCCGAAUGUCCGCUCCCUGAGGCCCGCUUGUCGCAAUCGCGGGAUGCGAAACGAGAGACUGGUCGCGACAUAAUCGACGACAAGGCAGAAAAGCGCAAGGACUCGGCAUGCCCGUUGACGGGAAAAGCGCACGGACGGGAGCUCAAGUGUACGAGGAUGGGGAGGUUACUUCCUCCACUUCGCCCUCCUCAGUCCUCUCGAGGGCGGACGGUACGCUGUUGAAGAUCUUCCUCCUGAUCACCUGCAUCAAGGUUCUCCUGAUUCCUACUUACCGCUCCACCGACUUCGAGGUACAUCGCAACUGGCUGGCCAUCACGCACAGUCUGCCUGUCGCGGAGUGGUAUGUGGACGCCCGAUCCCCCUGGACUCUCGACUAUCCGCCGCUGUUCGCGUGGCUCGAGUACUGCCUCGGCCAAGCGGCCGCGCUUUUUGACCCGGAGAUGCUCAGAGUGGAGAACUUGAAUUAUGCCUCGCCAGCCACGGUCUACUUCCAGAGGGCCACCGUUAUACUCGCCGACCUGGUACUCGCUUAUGGAGUCAGGGAAACGGGUAGGACAUUUUGCGAAACUUUAAACAGCCACGUAGCUUUCAUAUUCUUAUCAUUGUGCAACAUAGGACUGCUGAUAGUUGAUCAUAUACAUUUCCAGUACAAUGGUUUUCUACUUGGCAUUCUGUUGAUCUCGAUGGCGAACGUGUCGAAGACCGGCGAGCAGGUUUCAGUGUUGCAAGGUGCCGCGUGGUUUGCCAUUUUACUCAAUUUAAAACACCUGUAUUUAUACGUGGCGCCGGCGUACGCUGCCUGGCUAUUGAAAUCAUAUUGUCUGGGCAGUGGCAAGUUCUUUAAACGGUUCUUUAGUCUCGGACUCGUCGCCUUGACCGUUCUAGCGGUGUCCUUUGGUCCGUUCAGGACUCAGUUGCCGCAGGUAAUCUCCCGUUUGUUUCCGUUUAAAAGGGGCUUGGUACAUUCGUACUGGGCUGCAAACGGCUGGGCUCUGUACAUCGGUGCAGAAAAAGUGCUGUCUCUGAUGUGGAAGCGCUUAGGUUGGUUGAAGGAUCCUAAGUCCGCGGUGAUGACGGGCGGUCUGGUGCAGGAGCAAAGCUUCCUGAUACUACCCACACCAACCCCUAUCGUUACGUUCCUUCUGACUUUCGUGACGAUGCUCCCUGCGCUAUGGUGUCUGCUGUGUAGAAAGUCCCACACGAGCUCGAGACAUUUUGUCAGGUGUGUCGUACUGUGCGCUUUAAGUUCAUUCAUGUUCGGCUGGCAUGUACACGAGAAGGCCAUACUUACCGCGAUCAUCCCUUUGUGCGUCCUCGCGGCGAUGUAUGCGGAGGACGCGCGCGUGUUCGUUAUUUUAAGCGCCGCCGGACAGACGGCUCUUUUACCACUGCUACAUCCCGACGAUUUGUCUUCGCUGAAAUUGCUGUUGUCGCUGACGUACACGCUCGCGACGGCUUUAAUCCUGACUAAUCGGCACGGCCGGCCUCUGUUACGAGUACACGAAUGGCUGUACGUGAUGCCGCUGCCGUUAGUUACAGUCUACGAGGUGGUGCUGCAUAAAUUGUUGCUCGGCGACAAACUACCAUUCUUACCGCUGGCGUUCACUUCUAUUUACUGCGCCGUCGGUGUAACUUAUUGCUGGAUACUGUACUAUUACAUGUAUCUGCGGGAGGGGACUCGUGCCAAGGACGGGCCAGCGGGUGGCGAGCUGAGUCGCCAAGAACUGAAGGACAAGCGUUCCUAGAGGAUACGAAUUGCUAAGGACCUGUACAUAUCUUCCCGAGCGAAAUAAAGCUUUUGUAAAUUGUAUGAAA
This is a messenger RNA of Vollenhovia emeryi, 1828 nucleotides long. RefSeq names its product probable dolichyl pyrophosphate Glc1Man9GlcNAc2 alpha-1,3-glucosyltransferase (gene xit). The record is from RefSeq and is a predicted model, not a curated record. The transcript is spliced from 7 exons. The coding region runs from base 121 to 1758 and encodes 545 amino acids. Gene Ontology annotation, cellular component: endoplasmic reticulum membrane. Gene Ontology annotation, molecular function: dolichyl pyrophosphate Glc1Man9GlcNAc2 alpha-1,3-glucosyltransferase activity. Lineage: Eukaryota; Metazoa; Arthropoda; Insecta; Hymenoptera; Formicidae. Gene Ontology annotation, biological process: protein N-linked glycosylation.